This is a messenger RNA of Leptomonas pyrrhocoris, 1233 nucleotides long. RefSeq lists its product as hypothetical. The transcript has a single exon. The record is from RefSeq and is a predicted model, not a curated record. The coding region runs from base 163 to 1233 and encodes 356 amino acids. Lineage: Eukaryota; Euglenozoa; Kinetoplastea; Trypanosomatida; Trypanosomatidae. Gene Ontology annotation, molecular function: protein binding.
GUUACUCAACAGGCAACGGUCCUCUUUGCACUUCCCAUAUAGAAGAAGGCGCCGGCUUCACGCACGGCAGGCGGAAAUACCUUUUCUUUUUCAUUUCUCUCGCCAACAGCGCCGCACAGUUCCACCACCUCAGCGUACAGAUACGGUGACUACCGGGAUCCCAUGCUUGACACACGCGAGCCACCAUCUAAGACGGCGUGCCGACUGGAGGUGCUCGGCAAAGUCUCCUCCAUCCACUACGACUGCACCACCGCGUCGUGCCUCGUCUCCACCAUUUUAAAUGGCGCACACGUGUUCAACUUAGAUGACAACUUCUACGGCGCCAACUUAGCCGUCGGCCUCUCCUCGAGCAGCGUGGAAAGCUACCCCUACCAUGACAUUGGCGAGGCACCGUUGCUUUCCUCGAGCUUCUUCAGCGCAGGUCAGCUCUUCGCUGUCGGCUCCUCCUCUGGCACCGUCACCGUCGUGUCCCGACGCUCUCGUGCCAUGACCUCCUGCUACUCCACACCCGAUGGUCUGCCGAUCCGCUCGGUUCAUGAGGUCGUCAGCCAACCUAACUGCCUGCUGACGUGCACGCAGCGCGGCGCCGAGGUGAUCGACGUGGAGCGCUCGCAGCUGCGCACGACGCUGGAGAAUCCCGCACCGGGCCGCGCCGUGGCCGCCGUCCCGCUGAGCCCGCACACCUUCGUGGUGGCCAACUACGAUGGCAAGGUGCUGCUCUACGACACGCGCUACCGCCACACGCCGAGCUGCAUUCUCUCCAUUCCGGACCAAAUUACGUGCGUAAGCGCGGCGCUCGACACCGCAGAGGUGUGCGUGGGCACUGUCGGUGGACGUGUCUUCACGCUGCGCUGUACGGAGGGGCCGCAGCGGGAGCAGGCCUUCGGCAUGAGCACGAGGCGGUCGCCGGUGCGGUGUGUCUCGAUGGACCGUGGGCGCAUCGCCGCGGGUGAUCUGGCGGGGCGGCUGGCGCUCAUUGACACGGCGGAUGUGCCGGACCCGACUGUGUACUGGUCCGCCGAGACGCUGCUGCGGGCGUCGCGUCAGAGCCCUGUGGACUGCCUCGACAGCUGCGAUGACGGGGCGGGUACCCACGCCCGCUCCUCCCCGUCUACGGCCGCCGCCUUUGCGGACUCGGAGGUGACGGCGGUGACGCUGGCGCAGGGGACAGUGUGGAUGUCGUUCGGUUCGCCGAAGAGCACCGCUUCGCAGAUUGUUGCCAUUCCCGCCUAA